AUGCUAACAUUGAUUAAAGCAUUUUGCUUACCAUUUUCAGAAGGAUCAAAAGGAAAAGGCUUAUAUGAUGUUGAAGAAAGUGAUGACGAGCAUGAAGAUUCCGAGGACGAUGAAUAUUCCGAAGAUGAAGACGAAAGCAAUAAAAAUAUUGAGGACACUUUGUUUGAAUACGCCAAGAAUUUGGAACAUGAAGACGAUGAGAAUGUGAAAAAAUUAUUCACUAAACAGGAAUGGGAUGAAUUGACACAAGAAAACCUGGAAGCCUUCGAAAUUCCAGAUGAUAUAUUGGAACACUUAAAAUUUUAUAAUCAAGAUACAAUGGAGGGUGUUAGAAGCAAACUCAUGAAACCAUACCUCAAAAACGAUGAAAAUUAUGACACUAAUUCCAAUUAUGAUUACGAAUGGAUACACUUAUCUAUUAGAAGUGUAAUCAAUUUAUGGGAGAAUAAGGACUCACCAUUAUCUCGUACACAAUACGAAAAUUGGUACUCGGUCAACCUAUUUGGAAGUCGUUUGGAUUUUUGUUUCAGAACAGUUAAAGAUCUUGAUAUUAAAAAUGCAAAAGUUGUAGCAGAAAAAACCAAAUUUUCAAUGUUUGUUCCAGAAAUUGAAAAUGCUCUAAAAAAUCAUAAUAUCAAAUCUAUUGUACUUUUUGGAAUUGAGGCACAUGUUUGUAUUUUACAAACAGCUUUAGAUCUAAUUGAGAAUAAUUAUGAUAUUCAUGUUCUAGCUGAUGGUGUAUCAUCAAUGAAUUAUCCAGAGAUUGAGAUUGCUUUAAAUCAUAUACAACAGGCUGGUGGAUCAGUUACAUCUUCAGAAUCAAUAUUAUUUCAAUUACUUAAUGAUUCAUCUGAUCAAAAGUUCAAACAAAUUUCUUCAUUAGUAAAAGAAUACAGGAAAGAAACUUCUGAAAAUAAAUUAAUGUUUAAAUCGAAUUUAUAA
This is a messenger RNA of Entrophospora sp. SA101, 942 nucleotides long. The record is from the annotation of a GenBank genome assembly. NCBI's taxonomy places the organism in Eukaryota, Fungi, Glomeromycota, Glomeromycetes, Entrophosporales, Entrophosporaceae.